Molecule: messenger RNA, 1110 nt
Organism: Plectropomus leopardus (leopard coralgrouper)
Lineage: Eukaryota; Metazoa; Chordata; Actinopteri; Perciformes; Serranidae
Gene: srp9
Product: signal recognition particle 9
Biological process (GO): negative regulation of translational elongation; SRP-dependent cotranslational protein targeting to membrane
Cellular component (GO): signal recognition particle, endoplasmic reticulum targeting
Molecular function (GO): 7S RNA binding
Source: RefSeq, a predicted model, not a curated record
AUUGGCUGUGCUCACGCUGGUGCUGAUGUGGUGUUCUGAAGUUAGCAACGCUGGUCGGCCGAUUCAGACAGAUUCUUUGGUUUAAAAUAAAGUUUACUUUGUUACAAUAAUGCCUUACUAUCAGACUUGGGAGGAGUUCGCCCGCGCAGCAGAAAAACUGUAUCUGACAGACCCCAUGAAGGUCAGAGUGGUCCUGAAAUACAGACACUGCGACGGAAACCUUUGCAUCAAAGUGACCGACAAUGCUGUGUGUUUACAGUACAAGACAGACCAGGCCCAGGACGUGAAGAAGAUCGAGAAGCUGCACGGAAAACUGAUGAGACUCAUGGUGUCCAAGGAGACGCACAGUGGCGCCAUGGAGACAGACUAACAUGCUCUAGAAGCGCUGACCUUCCCGAGCACCUGGACUGAGUUCAGUGGACACAGCGGUUGUUGAGAGCACAGUACCAUCGCAGUGCAGUAUGGAGUCUGAGAGGCGGGUGGUGUGAGAUUGAUGUGGCUGCCUACACUGACUUAAUACAGUCAGAGAUGUGACAGAUAUACUGUAUAUAUUUUAUUCUCAGGAUUGUUUUUUUUUUUUUUUUAAAUGAUACUUUCUUCAUUAGAAAUCCCACCAUCCUGCUGUUCCUCACCAGGCAUUGUGAUCACAUCCCUGAUGGUAUUACUGUAAAGUAAGGUCAGUGUAGGCUGCUGAGAAUUUUUAGGAAAUGUAGAGAAGAUGAGAAGAGUUGGGGUAAUGUGGGACUGAAGUGUCCAAAAAGUACAAAUCCUCAGCUGCAGUGGAAGCAGCUUUGGCACCUUGAUAUCUUUAGAGGGGCUUGCAUUUAUUUUCAGUUUUAAAGAGGACGAAAAGGACGGGCAAUGAAGACAUUGCAUGUCUUUUCUAUUUACAUCUAUGUAGCGGUGUUGGAUUCACUUUCAGCACAGCGAUCGUUUUUGGUUUUGUUUUUUCCUCAUGGACUUGUGCCACAUGAAUGAAGCAGGACCUUCUGAUUUCUUAACAACAGUGUGGAUUUCUACAGAGAACCCCCUUCCACACCUCCAAAUGCCAUUUUUGUCGUCUGAAAAUCAUUAAGUUUCAUGUUAAAUAAAUGUUUAUUUACCCCAGUA